Messenger RNA from Notolabrus celidotus (New Zealand spotty), 8864 nucleotides. RefSeq names its product voltage-dependent calcium channel subunit alpha-2/delta-2-like. The transcript is spliced from 38 exons. Gene Ontology annotation, molecular function: voltage-gated calcium channel activity. Bases 466 to 3756 code for a protein of 1096 amino acids. Lineage: Eukaryota; Metazoa; Chordata; Actinopteri; Labriformes; Labridae. Gene Ontology annotation, cellular component: voltage-gated calcium channel complex. The record is from RefSeq and is a predicted model, not a curated record.
ACUGCUCCUCUGUUGCCUGGUGAGCGUGAACGCGUCUAGCUCUACGAGCUGCUGAUGAGAGAGAGAGAGAGAGAGAGAGAGAGAGAGAGAGAGAGAGAGAGAGAGAGAGAGAGAGAGAGAGAGAGAGAGAGAGAGAGAGAGAGAGAGAGAGAGAGAGAGUUGUCGUGCACGCGCCGGCCUGUGUGGUGGUAGUGUCGGUGUCGGUGUUGGUGUAUGUGGGAGCAGGAGGAGAGACUCUGCAGUGUCUUGGCAGCUGCAUUAGUGCAUCUCCCACCGUCCGCGAUGCCUUCACGGCCAAUGCCUGCCUCCUCCGCGUGCACUUGACAGCAGAUAACAGACAUGAAGUCGUCGGGAAACUGAGCCGGACAUCCGCACGAUCAGCUCGGUAUCUAUUUAUGCCCCGGAGACAGUCCGGAGCGCUUCAUUCACCCACCGAAACCCCGUGACGAGAAUUGUUAAUGGAAAAUGGCGAUAGGCAGAAGCUCUUGCAGCAUCGUCUGCUUGGUAUCUAUCCAGAUUAUCUUGAUUUUCAGCGCAUCGUGGCCUGGAGCGGAGAGUCUCACGUUCCCGCAGCAAUACACGAUAAUGCACUGGGCCCGGCGUAUCGAGCAGGAGAUUGACAGAGUGUUUCAGCACAUCACUGGAGCUCAGCAGUUGAAAGGGAUCUACAAUGAGGAGAGAAGAAGGUUUAGUCUGGUGAAGAAUCAGCCUCGAAAGAUUGUGGAGAGGGUAGCUUCAGAUAUAGAGAAACUACUGGCUAAGAAACGCACAGCACUCGAAAGGUUAGCAAGGGAAGCGGAGCGGCUUCAGCGAGAGCAUCUUUGGCAGGAUGGUAUCAAGGAGCUGGACAUGGCAUACUAUGACUCAAAGGCUGACCUGGAUUAUUAUUCAAUGGAUGGAGAAGGAGAGGUGGAGAAUCCCUCUCAUAUCAAGUUGGAGUUUGUGUACGAUCCAAACUUCAAAAACAAUGUCAACUAUUCAUACACAGCUGUUCAGAUCCCCACAGAUAUUUACAAAGGAGCCCCAGUCAUUCUGAAUGAGCUGAACUGGACGCAGGCACUGGAGAAAGUGUUCAUGGAGAAUAGUCAGGAGGAUCCUUCGCUCCUCUGGCAAGCGUUUGGGAGUGCUACUGGUGUCACACGAUACUACCCAGCUUCACCUUGGAAAGCUCCUGAUAAAAUUGAUCUAUAUGACGUCAGAAGAAGGCCCUGGUACAUACAGGGAGCCUCAUCCCCCAAAGAUAUGGUCAUUCUUGUUGAUGUGAGCGGCAGUGUCAGUGGACUCACCCUGAAACUGAUCAAAGCCUCUGUGAUGGAGAUGCUCGACACUCUGUCUGAUGAUGACUACGUCAAUGUGGCCAGGUUUAACGAGAAGGCCGAGGCUGUGGUUCCCUGCUUCAAACAUCUCGUCCAGGCAAACGUGCGCAACAAAAAGAUCUUCAAGGAUGCAGUGCAGCAGAUGCAAGCUAAAGGCACCACUGACUACAAGUCUGGAUUUCAUUUUGCCUUCAAUCAGCUGUUAAAUAAAACAAACGUCCCCCGGGCCAACUGUAAUAAAAUAAUCAUGCUGUUUACUGACGGAGGGGAGGACAGAGCUCAGGAUGUCUUCAUGCAAUACAACUGGCCCAAUAAAACGGUGCGAGUUUUCACAUUUUCCGUGGGUCAGCACAACUAUGAUGUCACACCUUUGCAGUGGAUCGCAUGCACCAAUAAAGGUUACUAUUUUGAGAUCCGUUCCAUCUGUGCUAUAAGGAUUAACACCCAGGAGUACCUCGAUGUGCUGGGGCGCCCCAUGGUUCUGGCAGGAAGCGAAGCCAAGCAGGUUCAGUGGACCAACGUGUAUCAGGAUGCUUUGGGUCUUGGCAUGGUGGUGACGGGAACUUUGCCUGUGUUCAACCUCACCAUGGAUGGAAACUCACAGAAUCAGCUGAUAUUGGGCGUCAUGGGAGUUGAUGUCCAUCUUGAUGAGAUAAAGCGACUGACACCCCGAUACAAUCUUGGUGCUAAUGGAUACAUAUUUGCCAUCGACCCCAAUGGAUAUCUUCUUCUUCACCCUAAUCUUCAGCCAAAGCUCGUGAACCUCCCUGAACCUGUGACACUGGACUUUCUGGAUGCAGAGGUGGAGGAUGGCAACAAGGAAGAAAUUCGGCGACAAAUGAUUGAUGGUAGACCGGGUGAAAUGCAGAUCAAAACUUUGAUCAAGUCGAUUGAUGAGCAAUACAUCGAUGAGGUGUUCAGGGGUUACACCUGGACUCCGAUCAACGGUACAGAUUACAGUCUUGGUUUAGUAUUACCUCCCUACAAUGAAUACUUCAUCCAGGCAGACCUGAGUGAUGUGAUGCUGCAGCUCCAGUAUAUGCAGUCACUGCUGCCGAGCUCAUUUGAGUCUGCAGGACACGUGUUUCUGGCUCCAAGGGAAUACUGCAAACGACUGCAAAUUUCUGAUAACAACACCCAGUUUUUGCAGAACUUCCUCUCACUUAUGCUGGACAUUUCCCCAGAAUCUGAUGAGUGUGACCAAGGCCUCAUCCACAACCUUAUUUUGGACUCCCGGAUAAUUGGACAGCUUGCCUCUCGAGUUUGGAAAAACAAGGACUUGAAUUCGUAUGGCUUCCUGGCUGUGUUUGCAUCCACUGAUGGAGGAAUAACACGGGUCUUUCCUAAUAUAGCUGCUGAGUCAUGGGAAGAAGAUCCUGAGCCCUUCAAUUCAAAUUACUACAGACGGAGUCUUGACAACAAAGGCUACAUGUUCAGAGCUCCAUCCAGAUCCUCUUUAGACGACCCUGUAGGUGCAGAAAACGGCACUGUUGGAAUCCUGGUCAGUUCAGCUAUUGAGGUGAAUUUAGGAGGAAAACUACUCAAACCUUCAGUGGUUGGAGUGAAGCUGGACUUAGAGGCGUGGGUGGACAAGUUUAAGAUCCUGGCCAGCAAUGUGUCAGAUGGUCGGCAGGGCUCACACAAGUGUGGACCGUCCAGAAGCUGUGAGAUGGACUGUGAAGUCAACACUGAUGACCUCUUGUGCUAUCUCAUCGAUGAUGGUGGGUUCCUGGUCAUGUCCAAUCAGAGAGAUCACUGGAAAAAGAUUGGUCUUUUCUUUGGUGAUGUGGAUCCUUACCUGAUGCACGCACUCUACAACAACUCAAUCUAUAAUCGGCGUCAAUCUUUCCAAUACCAGUCUGCGUGUGAGCCUGUCUCUAGCAGCCACACAGGAGCCGCACACAGGGGCAUCUUUGUGCCGUCCAUCGCUGACAUCCUCAGCUUAGCUUGGUGGACGUCCACAGUGGCAUGGUCUGUGGUCCAGCAGCUACUGUAUGGAUUGGCAUACAACAGCUGGCUCUAUCAAGGUGAUGUCCUGGUGGAGGGUUUUGAGAUAAAGGAAAGCAGCUGUGUGACCAUCCAAAGCCAGUUCUACUUCACAAACACCACCAACUCCUACAACAUGCUGCAGGACUGUGGAAACUGCUCACGGCUGUUUCACGCCAAGCGGAUAGAAGGCACAAACCUCCUGUUUGUGGUGGCUGAGACGCUCCCCUGCAGCUCAUGUGAGAUCGAGAGACUAACACAAGUUAAGACGGAGUUUCAGGAAGAGAAUCCAUGUGAAGUAUUGAGCAAUGCACGGUACCGCAAGGGCCCGACUUCCUGCUUUGACUACAGUGCCUUAGAAAACACGUCAGAGUGCGGACGGGGUCAUGCUCUGCAGUCUUCCAUAGGAGUCCUUCUCUUUAUUCAGCUUAUUCUGCCUCUUUUUCAUCUCUGACACGUACAAACCUUCACACUGACAUCUUUCAUCUCUCUUUGGGUUCAGGCUCGGAACUACUGAAGGUCAUACCAAACAGCAACUGUAUAAUUCUUCUUUUGAUCUACAACCGGCCCUGAAUAGCAUUUGUGCUGGGAAAAAAAGAUGUGGAUCAGCUCUUGGUGUUUUUGCCUUAUUGUGUAUGCAUAUGUUGGUGUGUCUGGGCUUGAGUACAAAAUGUAGGCAGAGAAUGUGUUGAGUGCGCAUGCUACUUAAACUAGGACAAGCAUGUUUCAGAUUACAACACACAGGCUCAGCCAUGCAAACAAUCACAACAAAGUCAGGGAGGCAGCUGAAAUUAACUUUUAAUGGACCAAUAAAUAAAAACCUAGCUUGAGCAAAUGCCAGUUCAAUGUUGAUGAUAGAUUAUGAGGAAAAAUUCUUAUAGGAUCAAAAACUAUAUUUUACUGUUCCAUGAAUACACAUGGUGGAAGUAAGUAUUAAAUCUUUUACUUAUGUAAAGUUGUGUUGCCAAACUGCGGCAGUACAACUCUCGAGCUAGUAUUCCAUAUUUUAGUUAAAGCUGCUGUGAGGAACUUUUAGUUUGUGAUGAUUGUGGUGCCCCCCUGAAGGCAAAAUCUUUUCCUAUACAUGGCAAGGUAGUAUUUUCUAACAAAGUCAUCCUGCUAAAUAUUUGCUGUAGAAACUGUAAAGGAAGGCUGUUUGUGCAAUUCUUGAAUUGUCUGGUCAGACCGCUACCCCCCUUGCAGCGGUUUCAGGCAUACAAAAUAGAAAUGUUCAGUCUUGUUGCUAGUGCUCUCACUUGCUUUUGUAGUUGAUAUAGAGGGAUCAGUAUCAGUUUCAAUUUGUUUCAUACCGGUUAAAAACUCCUCGCAGGGGCUUUAAGUUAAGGUUGACAUAUUUAUGCUUAAAAUAACUUAAAGUUUUAAAGAUAAAGUUUUAAUUUUAUAGAAGACUGGACCAAUCUCAGUGCAAUAUAUCAACAGAGUAUUAUCACUGAUGUGUUUACAUUUAAGAACCAUUAAUGUUUUAGCUCCUCAAUUUUCAGUACAUUAUGUAGUCCUGCGGUUGGAUCGUUUCAUCUAUGACACUAACUUCUCUGUAAAAUACGAAAAAACCUAGACCUGCCAUUUAGUGGAUUCAAAUGCAAAAUUUUCCCUCUACAUCAUAUUGGACAGUUAUCAAAGACACUCUGUUGCCUUUUGUGUUUACAAUCAGUAAUACUAACCAAGCAUUAACAUUUGAGAUCUAAUAAAUGUGUCAUGUAAGUUAUUUUUUCUGUUAUUUCAAAAACAUAUUUUUCAUUUAGACACAACUUCGUUUACAUCCAUGUUUACCUGCCAGCAGUUUCAGUAUAUCUUCCAUUUAUUCUGCACCACAGCAACCCUGCAUAUAUGAUCAUCUGUUGUUCUAUACCUAGUGACUCAGUGGUCAGCUAAACACAGCCAAGUAAUUCUGCAACUUAACUCUUUGUUUGUCACUGUGGCUCCAAUCCAACCUCAGUAAUUAGCUGUUUACAUUGAUUUAAAGUUAAAAUUCAACAGCUUAGUGAAGCUAACUAAGUCGAAGUUUUACAGAGUGUACUUCAUCCAUGUACAGAACACAUUAGGGGAACAGCUUCUGCAUGACAAUGGAACAAAACACAAUCUGUUGCUACAGAAUUCAGACUCCAUCCUCUCCACAGUUGAGACAUUACAGCUUCUGGAGACUCCUGCUCUUGCUUCGUGAAAUUCAAAAAGACAGAUACUAAUUUGCAUGUCUGGUCCUAGUAAAAGUCUUUGCACACAAAGGAGCUCUUGCACCUUCAGCAGUUAUUCUUAACAUGACAGUAGAUCCGAGCCUUAACCUUACAUUCACUUCAGUGUCUUUCAAUCCACCUCUAAACCUUUGCCAAGACAGUUUCUGUACUUAGAAUGAUAUCAUACAUGACACAACGACCCAGAAUGGUUCUCCUCUGCCGUCGCAAAUGCGCCCUGCCUCUUAAAUCUUAGAAUCUAAAUAUUAUUUAGAUUAAAAGUAUUUUUCCCCUAAAAUAUUUUCUUAGAGCACUUUGACCUUUAAAACAACAGUUUUGAGGAGCAAGAAUUAUGAGAAAUAUCAGAGAUAGACCUCUUGCAGGAUUAUGUGAGUUAUUACACAUAUCAGUGAUGAAACAUCUGUGUAGUUUCAUUUGUAAAAGGAUGGUAAAAGUUGAGGUUUGAUUUGUUGAGAUGCUUCCGCAGAUACUUGGUGUGACCUUGACGAGCUUCCAGUAGAUGGCUGAAAUGUUAAAACAUCCAGUAUAUCAUAAAUGACCAAAAUGAUCGAAUGUUUACACUGAUUUUGUUUCAACAUAUAGUUGUGAAUCUUUGAAACCAUUGCAUGGUAAAGCAAAGUGCUGCUGUGAUAAUUGGAUAAUUCACUCUAGCACAAAUGAUCAUGACCAUAAUCUUGUCAUUAAAUUUAUAUAAUUAAUGACUGAUGUAUAUUAUAGCACAUAACGGAAAUAGAUGUCAGUGUGGCUGGCAUAUUUUGUUUGAAGGGAAGCUCUUUUUUGUAUGUUGUAUCGCCAUUAUUGUCCAGCUUGAAUUUAUGCACUUAUGUAUGCUUCUGUAUGGGGAAUGUAGUUUCUGAACAGCUUUCAGUGUUAUAAAUAUGUUGAGUAUGUGAUGCUUUUAACUCCUUUGAGAUUGAGCCGAUGUCUCAUUGCAUGUGAUGGAUUGCUGUGGAAGAAUAUUUAGACUUUAUCAUGCGUACCUCACUCUAACAAUUAUAUGUUUAAAACUGUAAUAGUUUACUACACAACAGUCCAGUUAGAGUUUAAUGUCUGCAAAGAACUCAACUUUUUGAAUUAGAAAUGUUUUGCUCAUGAUGAAAAUUAUUGUACAAAUUAUUAUUUUUUCCAUGACACUAGCUCUUUCACUCUGUGUGAUGUGGUGCACAUAAAUAUUAUUUAAUAUUCUCCCAAACCAAAAAAACAUAUACGUUAUGCAAAAGACAGAAACUCUAGCAGUCUUGCAAAAAGGCACCCUAUAGUUCCCAGACUGCAAGCCAAAAGCUUUAAAAUAUUUAUUUUAUUGGCCAAACACUGCAAAAUAUUCUGUUUAAAGUAAAAAAAAAUCUGAAAAGAAUCCAAUCCUCGUACUGCACAAUUUGGAACAAGCACAUAUGGUAUUUUUGAAGGCAAAUUAAAAUUUGUUGAUCUUUAUGUUUCUUCAUUCUAAAGGAUCUGUUGUUGUAAAAUGCACAGAUUACACUCCUUCAGUAGAGAUAAAGACUGAUGUUCUAUAAAUGAAAAACUAUGUCAACUGUUUGUGAGAAGCUCUGCUUGAUAAAAUACAAAAUACGCUGUCCCACAGUGAUCCAUCAGCUGCUGUCUUUUUGUGUUUACCAUUUAAACCAAUCAAAGAGUUAACGGGAAUAUUUUUAAAACGCUUUUUUGAGAAAAUAUUUGUAAAAUGUUGUUUUCUCAGUCUGCCUGGUGUUCCACCCUGCAGUGCCUUGGUGCACUUGUUUUUGAAAGCAGGAACUUUUGGAUCUAGACCUGUGGACAUUCAUCCUGUUGGCCGUGUCAAAGACUCACUUGAGUUGAAAGGGUUCAACUUUAAAUGGACUUCUCAGUCAGGGAUCUAAGAAAAGAUGCUCUUUACGGACUUAUAAACAUUUCAAAAGGAGCGAAGCACAGCCGUCAAAGAGCACAACAGAGGUGUGUUGAACAGCUGGCCUCCCCUCCUGCCUUCUCGUGGACAGAUGUGUGUCAGAGCGUUGACUUCGAACCCUGCUGCCCGUCUGCUUCGUGUUGUUUAUCUACACUGUGCGGUUCAGACUUGAAUCAAAGCACAGACACUGUCUGUUUUCAUAUUCUUUGUUCAUUCCAUCUGCACUGUAUAUUAUAUAUUUGAGGCUUGUUGGAAACGUAUACUUUUCCAUUAGGACUGACUGAAAUGAGAGAAUGUUUAUGUACAGUAAACCUACUGUUGUGCAUCUCUGCUGUUCCCAAGCAUGGUGGGGACCCAGAGAAGCAGAUUUAAAUCUCAACACUGUUUAGAGACCUCAGUAAAAACAAUGCUUUAAAAAAACAAAAAAACAAGCUUUUACUCUGAGACCUGCAGUAUUAACUUCAGGUUGUGUUGCAGUAUUUAAACAACACUGUUGUACAUUGAAGGAGAGACGUUUUGUGACACUCUUCAUAGCUGACAAUAUAAUAUUACUGUCGAGGUCAGUGUUGUAGUUUCAUUUUAAAUUACUGGUAUUUAUUUGCAUGAUAUUUUGAACAGUUUACAGAUUUGUGUACAUAGUCUGAUGGAUAUUUUACAUUCCUGUCCACGUUCAGCUUUCCACUGCUGUGGUGAGAAGUGAGGGGGCCCUCUGUGGAUAUCUCUGGGUAGUGCAGCCGAGGCCUCAUCGUUGAUGUGUUAUCGAGAAAAGCUGGAAGUUUGACUUCAGUGAAGCCUAUUAUAACUGUCAGUGUUUGCAUUUUAGGUCUUUUUCAGCAAGUAAAAGCACAGAUGAGUUUAGAGUCAAGAGCAACAAACUGCCUGAUUACACUUCUGUCAUUUAUUUUGGCAAAACAGUGACAUGAAAAUGCUGUCAAGGAUUCAUGCAUUGAAAGGCUGUAUAACAAAUAAACAAGGUAGUGGCAUGUGUGGGGACACCCCUUUAUCAAAUAACUUUGUUUAUAAAAAGAUAUAUGUGUUUCUAUUUUAAUUUCAUGAUGUAAUAUUUUGUUUAUUUGUUAGUUUAUUUGAGUAGUAUGUAUUAUAUUUGUCUUGAAAAGAAAGAAGCUGAAUGUGUUUGAAGCCUGUGUGGGUGCAUUAAGCAGUUUACAAGAAAACUGGGAAACAGACAAAAAACAAGAAUUCUUUAUGUCCAUGUCCUUUUAUUUACCGAGUAUCAAAUGAUAAGAAUGUUAAUGUUUUUGCUGUAUCUUUGCUUUUCAUUUUGCUGGCGUCGUUUACAGUUUCCUCUCUUUGUGCCAGUCUCCGAUGCCACCUCAUUUUUGUACAGACGAUGUGAAGCAGUCAGCUGACCAUGAAGGCUAACUUUGUAAAGAUUUUGUCAGUCACAUUACAAAAUAUCUAAAUGUUUAUAUCUUUGGUGAUUAAAUGCUAUUAAUAUUUUUCACUUCA